AUGACAAUUAAUUUGGGUUAUCUUAUCGUCCGACCAGUAAAAAAGUAUAAAUUUACGAUUUAUCCAGAAGAUGUGACCAGUAAAGUUACUGAAGGUUCAAACUUUGAAUUUCGUUGUGAGUAUGAAAAAGGAUCAACAAAAAUUAAAUGGUACAGACGACGAAGACUAAAUGGUACAGAAGUUGAGGAUUAUGUUCCUGAAAAUCUUAUUACUGUUAGAACAACUCCUCAAAAAAGUGUUGAAGUGUAUCACAUUCCAAGAGUGUCUAUAAACGAUACAGGUGUUUACAGAUGUGAAGUUGAUGGAAAAAAUAACAGGAAAAUUUUAUCCAAACUACGCAUUCUAGAAGUCAUAGUAGGUUCAAUUUUGUAUCAAGAAAAUUCAUGCAAAUUCUAUAAUGCCAAAAAUUGA
Molecule: messenger RNA, 411 nt
Organism: Xenia sp. Carnegie-2017
Lineage: Eukaryota; Metazoa; Cnidaria; Anthozoa; Malacalcyonacea; Xeniidae
Exons: 2
Coding region: 1-411 (136 amino acids)
Source: RefSeq, a predicted model, not a curated record